Molecule: messenger RNA, 1883 nt
Organism: Astyanax mexicanus (Mexican tetra)
Lineage: Eukaryota; Metazoa; Chordata; Actinopteri; Characiformes; Acestrorhamphidae
Product: G2/M phase-specific E3 ubiquitin-protein ligase-like
Exons: 8
Coding region: 75-971 (298 amino acids)
Molecular function (GO): ubiquitin-protein transferase activity
Source: RefSeq, a predicted model, not a curated record
UUACAAUUAUUUGUGUCUAGGUAAUAAAUACAAGAAAUGAAUGGAUUGAUUCCAUACCAGAGCCUGAAAAUGGGAUGGUCAUUCAGUUUAAAUAUCCUGAUGGUGGCUUAAAAAGGAGGUGCUUCCUACCAAGUCAGCUAUUUCAGGAUUUAGUUGCCUUUGCAGGUAAUGUAGACAUGGCCAGUGAAAUAUUUUCACUCCAGAAAGCUAUGUCUCCUAUCUCAAUCCUGAGUACCCAAAGAGGUUCACUAGCAGACAAUGGAAUCACUGCACAGUGUACUUUGUACAUUCUGUGGAUGUCAGGGGAUGAAGUGGAGAAUAUUAUAUCAAAUUCAUCCAUAGCAUGUGGCCCAUUCCCAGGUGCACCAUCUACCACCUUUUCUACUGCUCCUUCUCCGCCCACCACGAUCACCACCUGUUCUCCUGCCCCCUCUUCACCCAUCCCAGCCCCCAUAUUUUCUCCUGCUCCUUCUCCACCCACCACAAUCACCACCAUUUCUCCUGCUCCCUCUUCACCCAUUGCAGCCCCCAUAUUUUCUCCUGCUCCUUCUCCAUCCCAGAGUCCUUCAUUCAGUCCAUCAAGCCCAGACCAGGAGGAUAUUGAAGAAGCUUUUGACAUUUCUGCUGCACUGCAGACUCUGAAGGCAAGGGUUUACCAUCUUGCUCCUACUGCCAAUCAAAUAAACGUUCUUCGUGAUGAAGAGUUUGAAUGUGCUCUAAGAGCUUUCAACAGGCCAACCUUUGACCCGGAGUCAAAACUAGACAUCGUCUUCAUUGAUGAGGAUGGUCGAGGAGAAGGGGCCGUAGAUGAUGGUGGGCCUACCAGAGAGUUUUGCAGACUGCUUAUGGGAAAACUACAAGGGCACCAAAUAUUUGAAGGGCCUCCAGAAGAACGCACCCUUGCACUUGACAGCAUUGCACUUCACACCAACACCUACAAAAGCGUGGGACAGAUGUUGUCUGUUGCCUGAUCCACGGGGGAGUGUCACCUAACUUCUUUUCAAAAAGGCUUUUCAGCCAAGUCUUUGGUUUACCAUCUGGCCCAGCAACCAUUGAGGACGUGGUAGACCAUGGUCUCAGAGCUAAACUGGAGAAGAUAAACAGUGCAGAUACGCUUGAUGAUGCCAGGGAGGCUGUUAGUGAAACUGCUGAAGAGUUGGCGCUGAUGGGAGCUCUACGGCACCUCAGAUCCUUGGAGCACAGGAAGGAGUUGAUGGAAGCUGUUCUUCAGUUUUACUGUGAAGGCCGAAUCAAUGCAGCCCUCACACAAUUUAAAGAUGGACUGACUACACUUGGGGUCCUUCAGAUGGUAACCUCACACCCUCAAGCUUUUGAAAAAGUCUUUCUUUACGACCCAGCGCCACUGAAGGCCAGCGAUAUUGUGGAACUUUUCCAUGCCAGGUGUCGAUCUUUGCCAGCAUCAAACCGAAGGCGGUUGGAAGCCAGGACCAUUGCCUUCUGGAAAGAUUGGCUCCUAGAGGUUGAAGGUGGACUUGCCCAUCCAAUAACUCUUGAGCAUGUGCUCAUUUUUGCCACUGGCCUUCAACGAAUCCCAGCAGUGGGUUUUCCAAUGCAGCCAGAGCUGGCAUUUUUGCACCCAGAUGAUGGACUAGCGAGGUUUCCAAAGGCCAACACAUGUUCACUGGUUCUUCACUUACCUGUAGGCCAGACUUACACUGAAUUCAAAAAUAACAUGGAGCUUGGACUAGGCUGUGCUUCCCAGUUUGGGGAGGCCUGAAGUUUUAAAAUACAUUUUUUGAUAAUUCCAAGUGAUUCUAAAACUUGUUUUUGUUUACAGAAUGCUUUUGAAGUAUUUUAUAUAUUAAAUUGUAUUUGGUUUGUUUGUCAGUAAUAAACCUUACGAGUGCUUGCUUAUUCUAAAA